AUGAACCACAGAGCAACUGAUGAGAGCGCGGAAGCAAUGAAGCGCCAGCAGGCAACCAUCUCUCGUUUCUUCGCGCGCAAGCCGUCCCCAGCGCGGCCAAACCCGCUGCCCACCUCCCCCUCCCCCGUCCCCUCCCCUUCACAGCCGCCGGGCGCCGUCCGCGUCACCACUCCGCCGUCCCUCCUCCGCCCGCCGCGCGCAUCCGCCGCCACCUUCGCUGCCGUCGAUCGCGGUGAUCGUCGUGGUGGUGGCGGCGGUGGUAGCGGAGCUUUGAGAGAGAUAGGAUUGGCGGAAGCGGAAACUGAGAAUGGGGGAGCCGUGGGGGCAGCUGGAGAGGAUCGUGAGUGGCGGAGGACAGGAAGCAGGGGAGAGCAGGAGAGUGGGGGCGGAAAAGAUUGGGGGGCGGAGGGGAAGGCGGAGGGGACGGGGGAUGAGGUAGAAGCGGAGGUUGAAGGCGGAGGAACGGUGUUCAAGCGUAAGCGGGAGGGUGGAAGGCGGGCAGCGCGGAGAUUAGUGGAGGAUGGGGGCUUGGAUGGGGGAACAGAUGAGGUGGAUGGGGCGGAUGGGGAAGAAAAAGGGAUCGGGGCGCGGAUGGGGGAGGACGAGUGGGGGGAAGGUGAAAGGGAGAGUAAGAGAGGAAGGGGGGAAAACACAGGGGCAGAUGAGGUGGGAACAGGGGCAGGGAGAGGGACAUGGGAGGAUGAAAACGCAGAGAGGAGAGAGAAACUGACGAAAGGAGAAGUGGCCAAGGCCCUUGUAGCAGCACCUGCUGCUCCUGCUGCCUCUGCUGCUGCCGCUUCAAUCCGAGCCAGCUUCCUUCAAAAACUUGACUUCCAUCCUUCCGCUCCUCACCUCACACCCGCUGCCUCCACCAAAGACGGCAGCGAUUUCAUCCCCGGUAUAAGCCUGCCCCUGCCAGGCACAAAGCUCACCCCGUUAGAAGAGCAGGUCGUGGCUCUCAAACGCCGCCACCCAGACGUGCUGCUAUUGGUCGAGGUCGGCUACAAGUACCGUUUUUUCGGGGCCGAUGCUGAAGUGGCAGCGCGCGUGCUGGGCAUCUACCGCCACGUGGACAGGGCGUUUCUGACUGCGUCCAUCCCCACGUUCCGCCUGCACGUGCACGUGAGGCGGCUCGUGGAGGCGGGCUUUAAGGUGGGCGUGGUGCGGCAGAGUGAGACGGCGGCUAUUAAAGCCCACGGGAGCAACAAGGGUGGCCCGUUCGGGCGGCAUUUGUCGGCUUUAUACACGCGGGCAACGUUGGAAGUGGGAGAGGAUUUGGGCGGAGGGGGAGGGGAAGGGGGAGAGGGAGGGGAAGGGGGGGUGGGGGAAGGGGCGGGGGGUGGGGGAGGGGGAGGGGGGAUGGGGGGAAGGCUGAGUAGUUACCUGGUGUGUAUUGCGGAGGAGGGUGUUGGAGAGAAAGGGAAGGGGAAGAAGGAAGGAGGGAAGGGAGGUGCUGGUGGUAGCAAGCAGUGCUGCUGCUGCUUCCUCUCCCGGCCUCUCCCCACCAGCCACAGAUCUGGACUCGUCUCAAGGCUGGGAAGCAGUCGUCAACAGGCGAUCGACGUGGCAGAGGGGUGCUUCUCAGACGGGGUGCUACGGGGGGAGCUGGAAACGCACCUCGUCCACGUCGCCCCCACUGAAGUGGUUCUUACUGGACCCAUUUCAGCAGCCACACACAAGCUGCUGUCGUACCUUUCAUGUCGGGACCCCGCACCAAGAAUCACAAUGGCAGGGAGCGAUGGGAUCACUGGUGCUGCCGUGGGUGGGGGAGGCCCUGGGAAGACUGGGAAGUCUGGGGGCGGUGGUGGUGGUGGGGGUGGUGGCAGCAGCAGAGGCAGCGGCAGCAGCAUGUGUGGGGUGCGUGCAGCUCUCGCCGAGUUUUUUGCUGAGAGGCCAAACGGGGCUGCUUGUACUGAGGACGCAGACAAGGGGCAUGAGGAAGGGAAUGGAGAGAGGAAGAAGGAGAGGGAGGAGCAGCAGGAGCCGGAGCGUCAACAGGAUGAGCAGCAGGAGGUGGAUCCGGCAGUGGAGGCGGUGCUCUCCAUGCCACUGGUGCUGCUCAGAGCGCUCGCUGCUGCUGUGGACUAUCUGAGGGAGUUCAACCUGCACCACGUGCUCGCACUGGGCGGCGGCUUUCGUCCUCUCUGCACCGGCCACCAGAUGACUCUCUCCUCCAAUGCUCUCGAGCAGCUCGAGAUUCUCCACAACAGUGCAGAUGGUACCACACGGGGCUCCCUCCUCUGGCUGCUCAACCACGCGCUCACAGCAGCAGGGGGGCGACUCAUGCGCCACUGGGUCACCCACCCCCUCACACGCCUCCCCCACAUCACCCUUCGCCAACAAGCCGUUUCCGAGCUCCUCUCCUCCUCCCCCUCGCUCUCCUCUCCGCUCACUGGCUCGCUGGGGCGAGUGGUUGGCGUUUCUCGGACGUUUCCUGGGAGCGGGCGGGGAGGGGGGGCAGUGGGGGCGGCGAGCAGGGGAGCGGGGGAGGGGGAGGGGGGAGUGGGGGAGGUGGUGGGGGGAGUGCUGGGGUCGUUGGCGCGCAUGGGGGAUGUGGAGAGGGGAGUCACGCGGAUACUGCACAAAACGGUCACUCCCAACGAGUUUGUCCGAGUCCUCUCAGCUCUGGCGUCAGCAGCACAGCAGCUGCGCCCCCUCCUCCCCGACCCACCUCAUUCCACCCCCGCCACUGCUGCUGCUACUGACACCGACCCUGACAGCAGCAGUGACACGCCUAGGGUGCAGUCGGUGCUGCUGCAGAGGCUGCUGAGGGCAGCAGCAUCGCCAGCCGUGGUGCGGCACGCCCGGCGGAUGCGGAGUGCCGUGGAUGCUGAUGCUGCUGCCCGGGGAGACAAGGUGAACCUCAUUGUGUGCUCUGCUCCUGCUCACCAGAGCCAGCAACAGCAAGAGCAUAUGCAACACGGCAACAAUUACCGCAUUCGAGACGCCCUGGAUGAAGAGGAAGCAGCAGAAGCUUCCUUGCAGUUUCCGGAGCUCUGGGCGUGCAGAGAAGCAGUGCGGGAGGCAGAGGGCCACCUCAACUCGCUCCUCCCGGCUAUCCGGUCCCAAUUGCGUCUCCCAUCCCUCUCCUUCUUCUCCGUUUCCGGUGCCACUCAUCUCAUCGAAGUUCCCUCGGCCCUCCGAGUCCCCUCUGAUUGGCUCAAACACAGCGCCGUCAAGGCUGGCAAGGCCGGAGGCGUUACGCGUUACCACCCGCCAGCUGUCCUCGCGGAAUUGGACAGGCUGGCGCUGGCAAAAGAAGCUGCAGCGGCGGCAGCAGGGAGGGCGUGGCAGGAGCUGCUGGAAGGGUUUAGGACGGAGGGAGGGGGGCAUGUGGAGUUGAGACAAGCUGUUAAGGCACUAGCUGAGCUGGACUGUUUGUGUGCGCUUGCUGCUGUUUCUGCUUCUAAGGGGUAUGUUCGGCCGGAGUUUUUUCCGGAAGGUGGGGCCCAGAAUGUGCUUAUAACGAAUGGGAGGCACCCUGUGCUGGAUGUGACUAUGGGGAGCGAGUUUGUACCGAAUGACACCAUGCUGAUGUCGGAUGGUGAAAGGUGCCACGUCAUCACUGGUCCCAACAUGGGCGGCAAGAGCUGUUACAUCUGCCAGGUGGCGCUGAUAUGCAUCAUGGCGCAGAUCGGGUGUUACGUGCCUGCAGACUCAGCGCGCCUCCAUGUAUUGGACGCGGUUCUGACUCGCAUGGGAGCAGCCAAUGACAGCCUGGCGCGCCGCACGUCCACGUUCCUGGAGGAGCUGGGGGAAGCUUCCGGGAUUCUUCAUCGGGCAACGGGUCGGUCGCUGGUGAUAGUGGACGAGCUGGGUCGAGGCACCAGCACCCAUGAUGGGGUUGCCAUCGCUUAUGCCACCCUGCAUGUGAGCCCAUUCCAUCCUGCAUGUGAGCUCAUCUCGUGUUCUUGGUAA
This is a messenger RNA of Closterium sp. Naga37s-1, 3918 nucleotides long. Lineage: Eukaryota; Viridiplantae; Streptophyta; Zygnematophyceae; Desmidiales; Closteriaceae. The record is from the annotation of a GenBank genome assembly.